Scatophagus argus is the source of this 2277-nucleotide messenger RNA. It is a transcript of the gene me1, whose product is annotated as malic enzyme 1, NADP(+)-dependent, cytosolic. The transcript has 14 exons. The record is from RefSeq and is a predicted model, not a curated record. Gene Ontology annotation, cellular component: mitochondrion. The coding region runs from base 98 to 1864 and encodes 588 amino acids. Gene Ontology annotation, biological process: malate metabolic process; pyruvate metabolic process. Gene Ontology annotation, molecular function: malate dehydrogenase (decarboxylating) (NAD+) activity; NAD binding; malate dehydrogenase (decarboxylating) (NADP+) activity. Lineage: Eukaryota; Metazoa; Chordata; Actinopteri; Scatophagidae.
GACAACAUCGGCAGAGCAGAGCUCAGCGGCCGGACCUGCGCAUCCACUUGUUGAGUUCAUAACAGUUCACCGUCGCUCUAUUUAAAGAGGCAACAACAUGGCACACGGUCAGGUCAGACGGGAGUCGGUGGAAACGGAGAUGCACAAGUCCGAAGACAAAAGAAAAACUUUUGUUUACACCAAGAAGAAGGGCUACGAUGUAAUCCGAAACCCUCUCCUGAAUAAGGGCAUGGCUUUUUCCCUGGAGGAGCGUCUCCAGCUGGGUACCCAUGGCCUGCUGCCUCCUUGCUUCAUCAGUCAGGAUGUCCAGCUGCUCCGGGUGCUCAAGAACUACGAGAUGAAGAGGGACGACCUGGACAAAUAUGUGUUUCUGAUGGGCCUCCAGGACCACAACGAGAAACUUUUCUAUCGGGUGCUAACGUCAGACAUCGAAAGGUUUAUGCCUAUCAUUUACACGCCUACUGUGGGCCUGGCCUGCCAGCGGUAUGGCCUGAUAUUUACAAGACCGAGGGGGCUGUUUAUCACAAUUCACGAUCGUGGCCACAUUUCAACGUUGCUCAAAAACUGGCCAGAAAAGGACAUUAAGGCUGUCUGUGUGACGGACGGAGAAAGGAUCCUGGGGCUGGGAGACCUGGGCUGCUAUGGUAUGGGCAUCCCAGUGGGCAAGCUGGCCCUCUACACAGCCUGUGGAGGUGUGCCGCCACAGCAGUGCCUGCCUGUCAUGCUGGACGUGGGCACAGAUAAUGAGGCACUGCUCAAGGACCCUCUCUACAUUGGGCUAAGACAUAAGAGAGUACGAGGCCAGGCCUAUGAUGACCUGCUGGAUGAAUUUAUGAAGGCUGUGUCGGACAGGUAUGGGAUGGACUGUCUGAUUCAGUUUGAAGACUUUGCAAAUGUCAAUGCUUUCCGUCUGCUAAGCAAGUACCGCAACAAGUACUGUACAUUCAAUGAUGAUAUUCAAGGUACUGCUGCAGUGGCAGUAGCUGGACUCCUAGCUGCACUCCGCAUCACUAAAAGCAAAAUGUGUGACCACACCAUUGUGUUCCAAGGUGCAGGGGAGGCAGCGAUGGGGAUUGCUGAGCUGAUCACCAUGGCCAUGGAGAAGGAGGGACUCACUAAGGAAGAGUGUUUGAAAAAGAUCUGGAUGGUUGAUUCCAAGGGUCUCAUUGUCAAGGGUCGAGACCACUUGACUCAUGAAAAGGAGAGGUUUGCUCAUGAGCACCCACACAUAAAGAAAUUGGAGGAUGUGAUCCGGGAACUGAAACCCACAGCUAUCAUAGGUGUGGCGGCUGUUGCCGGAGCCUUCACAGAGCAGGUCAUCAGAGACAUGGCUUCCUUCAAUGAACACCCAAUCAUUUUUGCCCUCAGCAACCCAACCAGCAAAGCCGAAUGCACUGCUGAGCAGUGUUACACACUCACAGAGGGGCGGGGCAUCUUUGCCAGCGGCAGCCCAUUUGACCCUGUCACACUGCCUGAUGGGAGGACAUUCUACCCUGGUCAGGGAAACAACGCCUACAUCUUCCCCGGCGUGGGCCUCGGAGUCACCGCCUGUGCCAUCCGACACGUUACUGAGGAAAUCUUUCUCACUGCAGCAGAAGCUCUUGCUCACAUGGUGACAGAGAAGGACCUGAAGGAAGGAAGAUUGUAUCCUUCUCUCAGCUCCAUCGGGGACGUCUCUCGCAAGCUGGCUGUGAAGAUCAUGGAGUAUGCCUAUGAGCACAACAUGGCCACACUUCGCCCGGAGCCGUCCGACAAAGAAGCAUAUGUGCGCUCACUCACCUACCGCACUAAUUAUGAUGAGUUUGCUGUGGACUCUUACCGCUGGCCAGAGGACAGUAUGACUGUGCAGUCAUGCAAACUUUAGUGCACUGGACAGAGAGACAGAGUGAGUCCUGGAGGGCCUUGGUAACUACUGAUGCUGCGAUGUGAAAGAGGCUGUGUGUAGAGUUUUCUCAUGAAUAUAUUACUGUGAAAAGAAUGGUGACAAAACAUGUAGAAUUAUUGUGCUUUACAUCUCCAACAGUAAAACGCAUGGUAGUCUACAAAUAAUGCACUUAUAAAUAAGUGAAAGAAAGGAAACUGAUAAAAUGGGGGACAGAAAGUGGUAUCCAGAACUCCAGAAAUGAAAUAUUGCGCUAAUCGCUGUCGUCACAUUACAUUUCAUGAUAAUGUAUUUGGAGAAAGUUCUUCACAGGUUCCUAUUAGUUGCACUGUAAUAGGGAGUUAGAUUAUCACUGUGUAAACCAUAAAUAAAAAUGGCUUGAUUAAUGAUUUCCA